GCACUCUAAAAACAGUCGUGCCGAAGAUGGCGACGUGCGAGUGGUGGUGUCGGUGGAGUGUUUAAGAAAAGAGAAAGGGACCAUGUUGUCGCCGCGGCCAACGCAUUGUUUCCCGUGAUUCGCAAUCGAGCUCGGUGCAAAUGUAGGAAUGUCAGAGGUUAAACGGGUACCCCUGCAAACCCUGGAGUUUCCGGAGUCCCUGGGCCACGCCGCGAAGAAGGAGAAAAAGGGUGAGAAGGGCAAACAGCUUGCGCCCUCCUUCCGUUUUACGCUCACUUUGCCAGAGUCGAACGAGAAGGCAUGCCCCGAGUUCAACUACGCGCAGCUUUACAAAGCAGCCGAGAAAAAGCGAAGAAAAGAACAAAAAGGAGGAGAUGAGAAUACGACGAAUGGGCUGGAUCCCUACGACGAUGAUGACGAAGAUAAACUUAAGGAUAUGGCGAGAAGAUUCGAGGCCAAAUACGGUACGGCCACUUUGGGAAAGAAAAGACACAAGUAUGAUGAUUAUGUGGAUUUGGGUGCAGGAUACGAUGAGAACGAUUCCUUCAUUGACAAUACGGAUGCUUACGAUGAAAUUGUGCCAGAAGAGAUGACCACUGCUCAUGGGGGUUUCUACAUAAAUUGUGGUGCCCUAGAAUUCAAAGCUGCUGAAAGGCAUUCCUUAGUUCACAAUAACAACAAUAAUAAAAGUAACAAUGAUGAAGAUGAAAGUAGCGAUAGCAGCGAAGAAGAAACGGAAGAUGUGGAUAGUCCAAAGAGGGCGGAUAAAAGAAACCUUAGUUCGUCGGAAGAUGAUGAAGUAGAUGACAUGUCAGAUCAUCCGAGAAAAAAGCAGAAAAUCGAUGAAAAUGGAGAUAAGAAAUCCAACCAUGAAAAUGUUAUCAAGAAGAAGAAAAAGAAGCCACAGAAUCAUCAAGCGCAAGAUCAACGUUCGAAUUCUCAGCAGGAAGCCGAAAGGCGGAAAGAAAAGGGGGAAACGACAGAUGCCGAGGGUGGUGGUACAGAAGUGUCAGAAGAUCAAGAGGAAAAGAAAAAGCCUGAUAAAGAAUUACAAAAGACUAAAGCUACGAUGGAGAAAAAAUUUGAUAUUAAAAAAUUUGAGAAAAAGCCAUCGUCCACCAAUAGUAGUAAUGGGUGUGAUGCGAAGAAAAUAGAUUUAAAGAAACUUCCUGGUAAAGACAGUAAUAUCGACGAUGCUAUAGAAAGUGUCGUUAAUGCAGCUAGGGUCGAAGACGAGUCGAGUCAGGAUUCUACGGAUUCAGGAAAAUCUCGUGGUAAUCUUGGUACAGACUCGGAGUGCGAUGAUAUUGACAAAGAAGAAGCACCAUUACCGGACGGCCUUCCAGAAGAUAUCAAGGAAAUCGUUAACAAAUUGAAGGUACACGCGGAAAACAGCAAAGAGGGUAAAAGCAAGUUUUUCAACCCUUCGGUCAACUCUGCUUUGUUUAGUUUAGAGAAAAAAUUGAGGACACUGAAUUCAGCGAGCGCAAGACCGCAGACUUACGAACACCUCGCCCGGUUUCUACCUUGUAGUAAAAUAACUCUUCUUAAUAGAGCUAAAAAACUUUAUUUGCAAGAUGCUGAAUACAGAGUUAAGGAAACAAUGCAAAGGUUAAAAGCUAUCAUUGAUAAUACAAUGCCUUCGGUUAUGGAUGCCUUUAUCCAGGAAAGUCAAAUGGUUGCCGAUGAAAAUCCUCAAUUAUACUGGGAGAUAUAUCGGUACUGUUGGGGAUUCGAAGGUUCGCCCGCAGCUGCCGAAAGUAGCGACGAAGAGGAAGGCUCGUGCAAAAGUACGGAUAAAUCUAAAAUUCCGAAAAAACGAUUUCCCUGGACAGACGAAACUAAGAAACUAGUAUAUGAAAUAGCAAAUGCAAGAAGACAAUAUUUUAAAAUUUUAAGACCUAGAAAAGAAAGUAUGGAGUCAUUCGUGGCAACUUUUAUGGAUACAAAAGUUUUACCAUUAUGGCCGUCUGGUUAUGUACGCUUACAAACUUUGUUGAAGUAUUCUAAUCCUGUCGAACCAACAAUUAAAAGGAAAGCAAAGAAGUUGAAAGAUGUUGUCAAUACUAAUAGUGUUUCUUCUUCUGCAAAUACAAUUUGCAAUUCUUCUACUGGAAGGCUCGAGGCAACAAGCAGUAAUAAUAAUAAUAAUAAUGUUGCUGCUACUUCUGUAUCUGCUUCUACUUCAACUACUACUACUACUACUACUACUACUACUACUACUCAAGAAAGGGAGAAAACUCCUACAAGUGUUGCCGCUAAGGUUGUAACUGUCGUUAAUGAAAACUCUUUAAACGUUACAAACAUCGGGACACUUAAAUCUAACGAUAAUAAUAAUCCAGACAAAAAGCAAAUAAGUUCGAAAAAUAAAGAAAAAAAUAAGGACAAUGGUGGUAAUACGGGUGGGACGCAAUUUGACGUAGUGUCGUCGAAUAUCGUUUCGAAUCCUACUACCGUUGGAAAAAUUUCCGUUGUACCUACGGCACAAUUAAUGGCACAAAAACCAGCCAAAAGUCACUUGGAUAAGUUUAAUUUAAUGGACUUAGCAAAUAGUUCUCUAUCAAUUACACCCGUCAAUGAUUAUCAUAAAAUACCAGGGAAGACGAACGAAGUUAAAAAAGAUGUAGUCUCUAUUACGGCCUAUCCAGAACCUUCCAAUAUAAUAUCUAACGCUAACGAAGUUCCACAAAGUGGACAUGUAACUGUACACAGACAAGAAACUUCAUCAUCAUAUCCAACAACACAACAUUCUAAUUAUUCAUUAGCUAAUCAAACUUCGCCACACUCUAAGCCUGUUUCUUUGAAGCAUAGAAUAUUACAAGAUAACACGGAUAUUAAAAAUGACAAAAGAUUAGAAGAUAAAGAUGUUGAAAUUAUGAAUAAAACGGAUAAGAGAGACAAGAGACGCGAAAGGUGUAUGGAAAGUAAGCACAAAUCGCAAGACACGAAAAAACGAAGGAAAGAUCUAAAAUUGUUGGAACAACAAAUUGGGCCACCAUCCGUACACUCGGAAAUAGUUGCAAUACCACUCCAAAUUUCUCUUUCGAAGGAAGAACAGGAACAAAGACAAAUCGAGGAGACUGUUGCCGCUACAACCUAUUUGAGUCAAAUAAUUAACGAUGAAGCUUCUGCCAGGGCGAUAAUGGAAAAAAGAAAAGAUGGCGGAUAUGUUAUGGAUGAGUCUAUAGCAAGUAUGGUACCCACGGAACAGGAAAAGGAUGUUCAAAUGGUUAUGAGGUCAUUAAAGGAAUUACAAGAAUUACAAGAAAUGAAUUUUUCGCCUAGUCAUUCGCCGGUUAACGCGUGUGGCAUUCAAAAACCAAACAAAUCUAGUGUGCAGUACGUCACUUAUCAAGAAGAGUAUCAACGGUUGUACCUUAAAAAGGAAGAAAAAUUACGACCGAAAGAAGAAGCACAGUGGUAAAGGAAAGACAUUAUAAAUACGCUUUAAGGGCGUAUAUUUUAGAUGAUGAUUAUAAUGGAUUAGGGUCAAAUGGGAUACCAUUGGACAAAAAUGAAGAAUGAACUUUUGUAGAAAAAAAAAAAAAAAGGCAUUUGUCGAGAUCAAUUAAAAUGGUCAAAUGUGA
This is a messenger RNA of Polistes canadensis, 3587 nucleotides long. It is a transcript of the gene yem, whose product is annotated as ubinuclein-1. NCBI's taxonomy places the organism in Eukaryota, Metazoa, Arthropoda, Insecta, Hymenoptera, Vespidae. The coding region runs from base 149 to 3424 and encodes 1091 amino acids. Gene Ontology annotation, cellular component: nucleus. The transcript has 12 exons. The record is from RefSeq and is a predicted model, not a curated record.